This is a messenger RNA of Penicillium crustosum, 585 nucleotides long. RefSeq lists its product as uncharacterized. NCBI's taxonomy places the organism in Eukaryota, Fungi, Ascomycota, Eurotiomycetes, Eurotiales, Aspergillaceae. The record is from RefSeq and is a predicted model, not a curated record. The transcript is spliced from 2 exons. The coding region runs from base 1 to 585 and encodes 194 amino acids.
AUGGAUAGACCACAGGAUAUGGAAGGGGCACGAACCUCAAUUCCCACCCAGGUUUGUUCACAAUCAUCUUGCCCGCCAUUUCUGGGAGAGUCGCACGAUCUUAUCGUGCCCCCGGGCGCAAGAAUACUUCACCCGCGCUCCCUAGAGGAUAUCGGCAACAUGAUUAAAGAGUUGAAAGCUGAGUUCGAUCGGCACACCCUCGACGCGCAUACCCCUAGACCAUCGCAAUAUAUCUGGAUUCCCAAAAUUCCGCAACAUCUCUUGACCCAGAUCGAAACAGACCUUGAACUCUUCUCAGGUGUUCGUGUAAUAGUGGCGCACACCGAGUCCUCUAUAUUGUUAAAAGUUAUGCCGGGACGGCAAUACGAACGUAUAAUCUGCAAUUUUCGCACUAUCGGUCUUAGUUAUCUAAAUUCUACAGGCUUGUCCUUACAAAACGGAGAUUUUACCAAUCAAGGCGCGGAACGAAGCCCUUGGAAUUGGGCAUUCGGUCCGUAUGACGCCCGUGUCGAUUCGGCCGCCGACGAGUAUCCCUCCCUCGUUCUUGAGAUUGGGGCUUCUGAAAGUUUGGACCAACUCCGCUAG